AUGUCAAACACACACAGAACCACAUCAGUCGAGCGCAUGAGUGGACGGCAGCGCGUCUUACCUCUGAAUGCCUCCACUUGGUGGCUGAGUUCUGAGCUGGACGUAGAGCCGGCGCUGGGCAGGCCUCCGUGGCUGUUGUUCAGGCUGGCAGCGUCAUCACCACCCUGCUGCAACACAGACAGGAAGGACAUACACCUACGGAUUACGACUGUGUAUGUCACUGGGCAGACUGGUGGUGGAGCCCACUGCAUGGUUCCUCAGAACAAGGAUUGCAUCAUCCAGCCUGUCCAAACGAUCCUCCAUACGAGACUGGGAGGACCAGGGGGAUUGAGAAAAGAGGAGGUCGGGAGAGGGAGAAGGAGAGGAGAGGAGGGAGAAGGAGGACAGAGCAGCUUAUCGCAUGGCAGCGAAGGAAUUCUGGAGAAGCGGUUCAGUAAACAGCUGCCACUUCCCCACACCACUCUGCUUAACUCAACCCAUCCCCCCAACUGUCAUCCCUGUCCCCAGCCCAUAGAGUCGAGGACAGAUGGCGAGCCCCAAGAGACAGGGAUGGUGAGCACGGUGCAGUCAGUAGGGAGUACAAAUUUACAGCUCCUGGAUGUGCCUCUGCCCCCAACCCAACCUUCUACUAAGCAAAACGGGAUUAAAAUCCAAAGGCUGGUGCUAUACCUGGCCUUCCGGAUGGGGCGCCAGCAGCAGUCACCACGGUGCCGGCAGAGGCAGCGCCUGCUGUGGCCGUCAGAGGUGAAGGAGAGCCCCCGGAUGAAGAUUCGUGUUCCUGUAGGAGUCACGCUGCUUAUUAUUCUACUGUGGCGCCGAAAGGCUCAGACGCCCAACCUGGAAACCCCGUUAAGCCAAAAACAGAAAAUCUCAAGGGCCACCUUUCAGCCUGCAGCCAGAGAUUGUACAAUGACCAAUGCUUUUGUGGAGCAAAAGUUAAUGGGGGGAGGGACAGAGAUAAAGGGAGCUGGUCUCAGAAAAGAGGAGCACAAUGAGCAUGCUGUUGUACAGCUGCUAGCGUGUGCCAAGCUGGGCCAUGGGAUCAAAGAGACUGGAGGCCAAACACCAGUGAUGUGGUCUCUGACUUCAUCCACUCCAGAUGGUGGGAGCCAGGGUGAGGAGGGGAAGAAGGGAAAAAAGGGCAACGAAAGAAAGAUCAGUGAGCUGCUCCAUCUGUACUGGUGCCGUGCCACCAGCUCACAAGCCAAAGGCCCACUGCGAAUUCUCCCAGUGCUCCAGAUGCCUCUAAAUGCUGAGGCAAAGAGGAAGAGGAUGGGGGAGGGAGGCGAUGGGGAGGUGGGCAGAGAAAAGAUAAAGGGAAGUACGCUGCUGGCUCUUCACACAGCUGCCUCUGGCGCAGCAGAUCUGACUCCAGUGAUGGAUUUAGUUCAGCUCCACAUGCACAAACCACGAAUGGCCGAGCCCCUUCAGACGGUCCGCUCCAAGACGCAGCGGCUCCAACCCCUUUCACUUAGCAGUCAACAGCUGAUCCUCUACAGCUGGACAGCCCUGCCAGUCGCUUGUUGGGGGCGAAGUCCUGAGGAAGUGAAGGAAGGAAGGAAGGAAGGAGCUUGGCAGGGCCAAGAUGGGCUGAGAGAAACACAAAGGCGGGGAGGGGUGUGGGGAGAUGGGGAUGGUCUGGGGACGGAGAAAUGGGAUUUGCACCCUUUCAGCUCAUCCACAGCUCUUCAUGCUUCACUGACCACAGGCUACAAACUGCUGGAAAUCCCUGUGGCUAAACAAUUAGAAGAAGUGAAUGAGAGCCAACCCUCCACAGCAGGACCUGCAGGAGACCUAGAGAAAAGGCGCUGGGGAGGAGGGGGUUGUCGCGCUGUGGUGGUGGCCACAGCCCUGCCUGUCAGACCGCCAGCCCGCAGCCACAGCUACCCAGGAUACAACGGCUGGCUGGGGGCCAAGUCAGGAUUCACCUCCACACCAUGUUCAAAUAUGAAUAAAACCAUAAUGUUACGAUCACGUGGAUUUCUUUACGAACACGGUGAGAAGGCAGGACGCCAUCUGUCACGCCUAAUAAAAAACCAAUCUGUAUCCCAGCAAAUUAAACAGAUAAGAACCCCUUCAGGUGAACUUACAGUAGCGCCAUCUGUCAUAAAUGAAACCUUUAAAACAUUUUACUCUGAACUAUACACGUCACAAUCCCCAUCUGACAAAACAAACAUGAUGAGCUUUCUGGAUAACCUAAAUUUUCCACCCAUCUCCACUAUCCAGAAGAGCGAAAUGGAUCGACCCUUAGAAUUUCGUGAAAUAGCAAACUCAAUUAAACUAAUGCAGAGUGGCAAGGCCCCUGGCCCUGAUGUAACCACCAUCCCCAAAAUAACUGAAUUGCUAAACCGCUUUGGAGCAUUUUCUGGCUAUAAGUUGAACUUCUCAAAAAGCGAAUGUUUUCCUGUAAAUAACUUAGCCCUUGGGAUCCCUGAUGUGUGUUUUCCAUUUAAAGUGUCUAAAAGCAGCUUUAAAUAUUUAGGAGUGCAUAUCUGCCGCAAGAUGUCAGAUCUCUACAAGAACAAUUUUCAACCCCUAAUUGAAAAGAUUAAAUCAGAUCUGGAAAGAUGGUGUAAUUUGCACAUAACUAUAGCGGGAAGGGUAAAUUGCAUCAAAAUGAACGUGCUUCCACGUUUUCUCUAUCUUUUCCAAUGCUUGCCCAUCUUUUUACCCAAUUCCUUUUUUCGUGCUAUCAAUAGGCUAAUUUCAUCUUUUAUAUGGAAAGGCAAGACUGCCAGAAUAAGGAGAGAGCUUUUACAAAGGCAUAAGUCUGUUGGUGGUCUGUCACUCCCUGAUCUGAGACUCUACUAUUGGGCAGCCAACAUAAACAAAAUGACUCUCUGGAUCCGCGAACCUGAACUAAUCUGGUGUAAACUAGAAGCUAAAUCCUGUUCUACGUCAUUCCUAGCUCUACUUACACAAAUAUUGCCCUUUCGACCAUCCCAACAUACAUGUAACCCAAUUGUUGUCUCCACCCUUAAAAUUUGGCUCCAAUUCAGACGUACUUUUGGACUCAUAGGACUGUCCAAUCACAGCCCCAUACACAACAACCAUCUCUUCCUCCCUCCUAGUAUUGAUAAUGCCUUUUCUCUAUGGCAGAGAUCUGGCCUUGUUAGGCUAAGUGAUCUAUAUAUGAACAAUGUCUUUGCUAGCUUCAACGAAUUAUGUGGAAAAUUCAACCUCCCCAAAUCUCACCUAUUCCGAUACUUCCAAAUUCGUAACUUUGUUAAAUCCAAUAGCACCUAUUUCCCUAAUACCCCACCUAACUCAGUAAUUGACUCAAUUUUGGACAUCUCCACAAAUCAGAAAGGCCUUAUCUCCAAAAUAUACACCUUAAUAUCCCAUCUCAAAGAGACAUCUCUUGAUAAAAUCAAGAAAGACUGGGAACAAGAACUUGGUAGGGCUAUUGAUGACGGUGUCUGGGACUCAGCAUUAACUCGUGUAAAUAAUAGUACAUCUUGCUCCAGGCUUAAUCUCAUACAAUUUAAGGUUGUCCAUCGUAUUUAUUUUACCAAUUCUAAACUUUCCAAAAUGUAUCCCAAUGUCUCAGACGCAUGCAAUAGAUGUCACAUGUCACCAGCAAACAUGACUCACAUGUUUUGGUCCUGUCCCCGUCUGCAAAAUUACUGGACGGCUGUUUUCAAACAUCUUGGAGAAGCACUAAAUGUGGAGAGAACAUCUGAGGAGGGGAAUAUUGACACAUAA
Messenger RNA from Menidia menidia (Atlantic silverside), 3705 nucleotides. The record is from the annotation of a GenBank genome assembly. NCBI's taxonomy places the organism in Eukaryota, Metazoa, Chordata, Actinopteri, Atheriniformes, Atherinopsidae.